Messenger RNA from Choloepus didactylus (southern two-toed sloth), 777 nucleotides. It is a transcript of the gene KLRB1, whose product is annotated as killer cell lectin like receptor B1. The record is from RefSeq and is a predicted model, not a curated record. Lineage: Eukaryota; Metazoa; Chordata; Mammalia; Pilosa; Megalonychidae. The transcript has 6 exons. Bases 96 to 770 code for a protein of 224 amino acids.
CUUUCAGAUUCGGCACUUCCUUUUGCUUAUCUUGCCUCACAGAAUUUGGAGUUUGUCCUCAUACCCUAGUUUAGUGCCUCAUUCUCCUGUUUGCAAUGGAUAGACAAGUAAUAUAUGCAGAUUUAAACUUAUCUAGGGAGUUGGCCCUUGGAAGUUCAUCACGCCCAUCUCUUCCUGGGGGUGUCUGCCAGUGUCCACGUUGGCAUCAAUUUGCUCUGAAACUGGGCUGUGCUGGGAUUAUUCUCCUUGCCUUGACUGUGAUAGGGUUGAGUGUUUCAGUGAUAUUCUUAAGACAAAAAUCAAUAGAAAAAGCCACUGUGGAGGCUGAAGAGUACAGGAAUGAAACAUCUGAGAGACCAGGUCCAUUAAAGUGCCCAAUAAAUUGGCAUCAAUUCCGAGAGAAAUGCUUGUUAUUUUCUCAAACUUUCAACCCCUGGAACGAUAGCCUGUCAGAUUGUUACACAAAGGAGUCCAGUUUGCUGCUUAUUCAAGAUCAGGAAGAACUGAAAUUCAUACAGAGCCUGAUAAAUACUGGAGGAAUUAUAUUUUGGAUUGGAUUAAAUUUUUCAUUAUCAGAAAGGAACUGGAAGUGGAUAAAUGGCUCUUCUUUAAAUUCUGAUAUAUUGCAAAUUACUGGUGAUGCUAAGGGAAACAGCUGUGUUUACAUUUCAAACACAAAUAUUCUUUCUGAGAAUUGUGAUGCGGAUAAUAAAUGGAUCUGCCAAAAAGAACUAAAAACUGUCACCAAUAAAAUGUGUCCUGAUAUUUGACUAUUAA